Messenger RNA from Priapulus caudatus, 950 nucleotides. RefSeq names its product translin-associated protein X-like. The transcript is spliced from 5 exons. Lineage: Eukaryota; Metazoa; Priapulida; Priapulimorpha; Priapulimorphida; Priapulidae. The coding region runs from base 19 to 918 and encodes 299 amino acids. Gene Ontology annotation, cellular component: nucleus; cytoplasm. Gene Ontology annotation, molecular function: RNA binding; sequence-specific DNA binding; RNA endonuclease activity. The record is from RefSeq and is a predicted model, not a curated record.
UGCAUUGAUAUAGUGAAAAUGGCGUCACGGGCUGGGAAAAGAGGUCAUGGUAGACGGGAACACCGGCGGGAAGCACAACUGCCACUUGGCGAGACGGAUGCAAUCGAAGUCAAUGAGAGUUCUCCGGUGAUCAUCGCUUUCCGGGGCUUCCAGACGCAGCUAGAUGCGAAGUACGACAAGCAUGAGCGAUUGGUGAAGAAGAGCAGAGACGUUACCAUACAGAGCAAGCGUAUCAUCUUCCUAUUACACAGAUAUGUUGGAAGUUCGAAUAAAGAAGCCGUACUGAAAGAGGCUGAGCAAAAGCUAGAAGAAGUUGAGCAGUCUUUCAUCAAACAGAUUGCACUCGAGUUGCAAGGGGAAGAUGUUUAUCUAUAUCUCAGGGCGAUUUCUCCAGGGUUGCAAGAAUAUGUUGAGGCUUUGUCAUUCUAUCACUAUUUAACUACCAAGUCUCUCAUCACCUUGCCAGAAGUGCAGAGCAGACUAGAGUUCGAUUUAGGAAGUCCGUGCCCAGAGGCAGAGCAGACCGACGCGGACACGACGGCGGCAGCAUCCGCAUCCGCGGGGACGCCUCCGGUCGCGCGCGUCCCCCUGCCAACAUCGGAGUUCAUGCUGGGCAUCGCCGACCUCACGGGCGAGCUGAUGCGACUCGCGAUCUCCAGCCUCGGCGUCGGCGACGCCGCGCGCCCGUUCGAGCUGUGCGGGUUCAUGCGCGCCAUCCUCGACGGGUUCCUCACGGUCGGCGGCGCGGCGGCGUCGCGUGAGGUCGCGCGCAAGGUCGCGACGCUGCGCCAGAGCGUGCACAAAGUGGAGGCGGCGUGCUACGCGCUGCGCGUUCGCGGCUCAGAGAUGCCGAGUCAUCGACUCGCAGACGUGUUCCGCGAGGCAGAGCCGGCGGCCCCCGACACGGAGGUGAUGUGAGGGAGGAAGGGAGGAAGAGGGCAGGGGAAGAA